UCCUGGCGCUAGGUUCUGCCUGCGGCCGGGCGCUGGCUCAGUCUCGGCUGCUUGCCGCUGUCGCUCCGGGGCUGCGGGAUGACGCCUCCUCCUCCCGGACGUGCCGCCCCCAGCGCACCGCGCGCCCGCGUCCUCAGCCCGCCGGCUCGGUUCGGGCUCCCGCUGCGGCUGCGACUGCUGCUGCUGUCCUGGGUGGCCGCCGCCUCCGCCCAAGGCCACUCGAGGAGCGGACCCCGCAUCUCCGCCGUCUGGAAAGGGCAGGACCAUGUGGACUUCGGCCAGUCUGAGCCACACACGGUGCUUCUCCAUGAGCCGGGCAGCUUCUCUGUGUGGGUGGGUGGACGUGGCAAGGUCUACCACUUCAACUUCCCCGAGGGCAAGAAUGCCUCCGUGCGCACGGUAAACAUUGGCUCCACAAAGGGGUCCUGCCAGGACAAACAGGACUGUGAGAACUAUAUCACUCUUCUAGAGAGGCGAGGUAAUGGGCUGCUGGUCUGUGGCACCAAUGCCCGGAAACCCAGCUGCUGGAACUUGGUGAAUGACAGUGUGGUGACGUCACUUGGUGAGAUGAAAGGCUACGCCCCCUUCAGCCCAGAUGAGAACUCCCUGGUUCUGUUUGAAGGGGAUGAAGUGUACUCUACCAUCCGGAAGCAAGAAUACAACGGGAAGAUCCCUCGGUUCCGCCGCAUCCGGGGCGAGAGUGAGCUGUAUACAAGUGAUACUGUCAUGCAGAACCCACAGUUCAUCAAGGCCACCAUUGUGCACCAAGACCAAGCCUAUGAUGACAAGAUCUACUACUUCUUCCGGGAGGACAAUCCGGACAAGAACCCAGAGGCUCCUCUCAAUGUGUCCCGAGUGGCCCAGCUGUGCAGGGGAGACCAGGGUGGUGAGAGUUCAUUGUCUGUCUCCAAGUGGAACACCUUCCUGAAAGCCAUGCUAGUAUGCAGUGAUGCAGCCACCAACAGGAACUUCAAUCGGCUGCAGGAUGUCUUCCUGCUGCCUGACCCCAGUGGCCAGUGGAGGGACACCAGGGUCUAUGGCGUUUUCUCCAACCCCUGGAACUACUCAGCUGUUUGCGUGUAUUCUCUUGGUGACAUUGACCAAGUCUUCCGUACCUCUUCACUCAAGGGCUAUCACAUGGGCCUUCCCAACCCUCGACCUGGCAUGUGCCUCCCAAAGAAGCAACCCAUACCAACAGAAACCUUCCAGGUAGCCGAUAGUCACCCAGAAGUAUCACAGAGGGUGGAGCCCAUGGGGCCACUGAAGACACCAUUGUUUCACUCUAAGUACCAUUACCAGAAAGUGGUCGUCCACCGCAUGCAAGCCAGCAGUGGAGAGACCUUCCAUGUCCUUUAUCUAACCACAGACAGGGGCACCAUUCACAAGGUGGUGGAAUCAGGGGACCAGGGACACAGCUUCGUCUUCAAUAUCAUGGAGAUCCAGCCAUUCCACCGCGCAGCGGCCAUCCAGGCCAUAUCAUUGGAUGCCGACCGGCGGAAGCUGUAUGUGAGCUCCCAGUGGGAAGUGAGCCAAGUACCCCUGGACAUGUGUGAGGUUUACAGCGGGGGCUGCCACGGCUGCCUCAUGUCCCGAGAUCCCUACUGCGGCUGGGACCAGGACCACUGCGCGUCUAUCUACAGUUCCCAGCGGUCAGUGCUGCAGGCUAUUAACCCAGCUGAGCCACACAAAGAAUGUCCCAACCCUAAACCAGACGGUGCCCCGCUGCAGAAGGUUUCCCUGGCCCGAAACUCGCGAUACUACCUGACCUGCCCCAUGGAGUCCCGCCAUGCCACCUACUUAUGGCGCCACGAGGAGAAUGUGGAACAGAGCUGUGAGCCGGGCCACCAAAGCCCUAGCUGCAUCCUUUUCAUCGAGAACCUCACGGCCCGUCAGUAUGGGCACUACCGCUGUGAGGCCCAAGAGGGCUCCUACCUCCGUGAGGCUCAGCACUGGGAGCUGUUGCCUGAGGACAGAUACCUUGCAGAACAGCUAAUGGGCCGUGCCCGUGCCCUGGCCACCUCCUUCUGGCUAGGAGUCCUGCCCACACUCAUACUUGGCCUGCUGGUUCACUAGGGGCUUCUAGGAGCUUGGUGUAUCCCAGACUUCUAUAGCCCGGGAAUACUAGAAAAAUAUCACACUCACAGCCGGCUGGCCCGGGAGCUCCUUGUCCACGGAUUCUUCCAGGGGUACUAAAUAAUCCAGUGGGGGGACAAAGGGCCUGGAGAUGUCCAGCCGCAGGCGGCUGCUGAGGCCCAGGUGGGGUGGGAACAGCGAGGGACAGCAAAAUGAAGGCACCGACUGUGAAGCUGGGCCAUCAGUGACCCGAGACUUUAUCUUCCUGAGAUUAUUUUUCGAAAUCUCCUCACACUUGACUUCAUGCAGUGAUGCAUCUGGCCCGAGAGCCCAGCAGCCUGGCAGUGGGCUUUGGGAAGGGAGCUGAGACCCCCACCUCUGGACCUUGGGGCUGAGGCCUGAGUCCUUUGGGACCACUGUGCCCAACUGCUUCCUUUCCUGACCCACUGCUGGGUGGCCAGCGUUCCUGCAGACCCAGGCUGCUCCUCUGCACCUCCCUCACAGCCUGGGUCCCACCGGACAGCGCCUUGCAUGUUUAUUGAAGGAUGUUUGCUUUCCGGACGGAAGGACGGAAAAAGCUCUAUUUUUAUGUUAGGCUUAUUUCAUGUAUAGCUACUUCUGACUGCAUCUGUAUGAAAUACCAAAACUACAUGCUGGGGGGUGGGUAGAGGGAGGGCUUGGGAAGGGGGGGUGGGGGCUGAUCCCAGGCUGGGGCUCCCUGGGAUGAGAUUGGAGUCCAGGGACAGGCAUGGGUUUGAAGAGACUGGCAUGAGCUGGCUCUGCCCUGAGAGCCCAGUCUGAGGGCAUGAGCCUCCAGUGUGGGGUGUUUCUGGGAGGGGUGGGUGAGGGAGACGGGAGAGCGGAGAAGAAAACUGAGCCCUAGGUAGAUUUGCCGUGGUCAUUUUGAAGGAGGAGCCGGGUCCACAGGGGGAGGUUCCAGGACUCUGCCCUUGGCAUUGGGGGUUGGGGGGCAGGGGGAGACUCCUCCCUUCCCUUCAGCCCCCUUCCCCAGGGGCUGUGCUUCCAUGCUCCUAGCCUCCCACCUUCAGCUCAGGACAUGUCCUAACUUAGGCUAAACUGUGAAAAUUCCCGUGGAGAUGGCCCAGGCCGAGCUCUCCAAGUGGGCCUCCCUGUCCCCAGUCCAUGGAUUUCAGCAGAGAGCUGACCCUUCUCCAGCUGUGUCUGGGGCAGGGCCUGGGGCCGGGGGCCUUCCAGCUUCCGUCCCUUAUCUCUUCUCAAUGCACUUUAAUAAUGUAACAUAUUACUAAUAAACAAGCUAUUUAUUUA
Onychomys torridus (southern grasshopper mouse) is the source of this 3360-nucleotide messenger RNA. It is a transcript of the gene Sema7a, whose product is annotated as semaphorin 7A (John Milton Hagen blood group). NCBI's taxonomy places the organism in Eukaryota, Metazoa, Chordata, Mammalia, Rodentia, Cricetidae. Gene Ontology annotation, biological process: neural crest cell migration; semaphorin-plexin signaling pathway; integrin-mediated signaling pathway. Gene Ontology annotation, molecular function: semaphorin receptor binding; integrin binding; chemorepellent activity. The record is from RefSeq and is a predicted model, not a curated record. The transcript has 14 exons. Bases 79 to 2073 code for a protein of 664 amino acids. Gene Ontology annotation, cellular component: external side of plasma membrane.